Messenger RNA from Sorex fumeus (smoky shrew), 4368 nucleotides. It is a transcript of the gene EPB41L5, whose product is annotated as erythrocyte membrane protein band 4.1 like 5. The record is from RefSeq and is a predicted model, not a curated record. NCBI's taxonomy places the organism in Eukaryota, Metazoa, Chordata, Mammalia, Eulipotyphla, Soricidae. The coding region runs from base 175 to 2376 and encodes 733 amino acids. Gene Ontology annotation, cellular component: cytoskeleton. The transcript has 25 exons. Gene Ontology annotation, molecular function: cytoskeletal protein binding.
GGGGCGGGCCCGCGGGCGGCCGGGGUCCGCGGGAGGCUCGGCGCGGUGGGCGUGCGCCUCGGGCCGCCAUUUCUGGGCGUCUCUGGAGGAGCCGCCCCCUCCUCAGCGCGGCCGGCGCCUCGCGGGACCGCUCCCCGCUCCGUGGGCGGCCGCCGUCCGGGCCCAGUGGCAAAAAUGCUGCGCUUCUUCCGGAGAACUCUUGGGCGGCGGUCUAUGCGUAAACAUGCUGAGAAGGAACGACUCCGGGAAGCUCAGAGAGCUUCUACGCACAUUCCUGCAGCUGGAGAUGCGAAGUCCAUCAUCACAUGUCGUGUGUCCCUUCUGGAUGGAACAGAUGUUAGUGUGGACUUGCCGAAAAAAGCCAAAGGACAGGAGUUGUUUGAUCAGAUUAUGUACCACCUGGACCUGAUUGAAAGUGACUAUUUUGGGCUAAGAUUUAUGGAUUCAGCACAAGUGGCGCAUUGGUUGGAUGGAACAAAGAGCAUCAAAAAGCAAGUAAAAAUUGGUUCACCGUAUUGUCUACAUCUUCGAGUUAAAUUUUAUUCCUCAGAACCAAAUAACCUCCGUGAAGAGCUAACCCGGUAUUUGUUCGUUCUUCAGUUAAAACAAGAUAUUCUUAGCGGAAAAUUAGAGUGUCCCUUUGAAACAGCUGUUCAGUUGGCAGCUUAUAACCUUCAAGCUGAACUUGGUGACUUUGAUCUUGCUGAGCACAGUCCUGAACUUGUAUCUGAGUUCAGGUUUGUGCCCAUUCAGACUGAAGAGAUGGAGCUUGCCAUUUUUGAGAAAUGGAAGGAAUACAGAGGUCAGACACCAGCACAAGCUGAAACCAAUUAUCUAAAUAAAGCCAAAUGGUUAGAAAUGUAUGGGGUUGAUAUGCAUGUGGUUAAGGCUAGAGAUGGGAAUGACUAUAGCUUGGGACUGACCCCUACAGGAGUUCUUGUUUUUGAAGGCGAGACCAAGAUUGGCUUAUUUUUUUGGCCCAAGAUAACCAGAUUGGAUUUUAAGAAGAAUAAAUUGACUCUGGUGGUUGUAGAAGAUGAUGAUCAGGGCAAAGAGCAAGAGCAUACAUUUGUUUUUAGACUGGAACAUCCCAAAGCAUGUAAACACUUGUGGAAAUGUGCUGUGGAACAUCAUGCCUUUUUCCGUCUCCGAGGUCCUGUCCAAAAGAGUAAUCAGCGGUCAGGAUUUAUUCGACUGGGAUCACGAUUUAGAUACAGUGGGAAAACUGAGUAUCAGACCACAAAAACUAGUAAAGCAAGAAGAUCUGCAUCUUUUGAAAGAAGGCCCAGCAAACGAUAUUCCCGACGAACUCUACAAAUGAAAGCAAGUACAUCAAAACCAGAAGAACUCAGUAUUCACAAUAAUAUUUCAUCCCAGAGUAAUGGCUCCCAGCAGGCUUGGGGUAUGAGAGCCACUCUGCCUGUGAGUUCUUCUGUUCCCUCUGGUCCUGUGCUCGUGGAGAUAGAGAAUCUUCAGAGGAGUCCUGGACCAGAUCACAACAAGAAAUGCUUGCCUGUGAAUAUUAAUUUGCUAGAUGGUCCAGACUUGUUAGAAACAACCAUUGAUAGUGUUUCUGGGCCUGCUGACACUGUGCAAGCAUCCCAAGUCCCAGAUGAAAUUAACAUAGUCACCAGACAAACUGAAGUAAAGGAACCUGAAAUUGAAUGUGGGACAUUAAAAGAUGCCUCAGAGAAGCUCAAACAUCUUGAGAUGGAAAAUAAUUCUUUGCAGUCACCUCGAGCCAACCUUGAUGUUAACAUCAACAGCAAGGAAGAAGUGGUGAAAUUGACUGAGAAAUGUCUUAAUAAUGCCAUUGAAAGCCCAGGAUUGAAUGCCAGGAGAAUGCCUCCAGACUUGAAGAGUAACAUUUUAAAGGCUCAAGUAGAAGCAGUACAUAAGGUUACAGGAGAAGACAGCUUAUUAAGUCAUAAAAAUGCCAGUGUUUCAGAUGCUUCCACAAACAGUACUGUUCCAGUUUUAAGUGAGAAUAUCAUGCCACUCUCAGAAGAUUCUUUGAUACAUUUCACACCCACACCUGCAGAAAAUGGUUCUGUUUUAAAGGAUGCUACAGAUGAAUUGGAUGCCUUGCUUUUAUCUCUAACUGAGAAUCUAAUUGAUCAUACAGUCACACCUCAGGUAUCUUCAGCAUCCAUGAUAACACCCCGAUGGAUUGUACCACAGAGCAAUGUCCUUCGUAAUGGUCUUGCUGGCAGUGCACCGUCCUCGGCAGGGAAGGAACCGCAUGGCCACAGGGAUGCCGUCUCCCUCAUCUCUCCCCCAGCGCCAUUCCUGGUGGAUGCUGUGACGAGUUCUGCUCCAGCUUUGGCUGAAGAAGUCGUCUCGAAGCCGAAGUGUUUACUGACCACAGAGCUCUGAGGGACUGCCUCCCCCACCCCGCCUGGAACUGGAACGCCAGCACCCUCCCGCAGCUCAUCCUGCAAUCACUUUCUCCUUAGGGAAACGUGGUGGAUUUAGGAGCCUGUUUUUGUAAAAAGCUCACCUAGAUUUGGCUUCAGCUGCAUGACAGAAAGCAGUUUACGUUUUCCGUCCAACUGGAAGGGUUUAAUUACUCCACAUUUUUGCCACAGUGAGGGAAUAUAGUCUUUUACUUUCUACAAUUUUAGCGCGGUUACCGUUUCUAAAAAGAAGGGAAUCUGUUUUGGUCGCUUCCUCUUCAAACUCUUGGUGCCAUCUAGUGGCCAUUACUGUUGACAGUGCCUCUGCAGCAAGGCCCCACUGGGAUGGGGGGAAGUGGGGGUGGGGGGGCACCUUUUCCUCCUUGAAUGUUUCUUCUCUGUCUAGUGUCGGUUUUGGGGUCCUUGAUCUGAAUGCCAGUUAGAGAAAUCGCACUUUCCAGAAGUCACUAUUCAAGAAAUUCACAAGGACGCUUUAUUAAGAGCAAGCCUCUUCUCCCUGCCCCUCCCUGGCUCCCCCCCCCCCAUCAUAUUUAUAGUACUAAAGAGAAGUUUAAGACACAUUGAGUUUUAAGGUAUUCCCCCAUAAUUUUGACGGUAUUAGUACUCGCUGUGUCCACACUUAAAGUUUACACCAAAGUAAGAGAAAACCUUGAGAAGAGCUAUUAAUGGAAGCAUUAAUGACCCUUCCUCUCCUUGUCACCCCUGCCUUCCCAUAGAAAGCAUUUGCAUGCACACACAGAUUUCACUAACUUUCCAGCCAGGAAGGAAAAUGGUGAGUUUCAGAGACCUUGAACCUUUUUUUCCUCGACGCUUCUGCACUUUUUCCUGAACCAGAUGGGGAAUGGGCCGUUCUAGACUCUGGUGCUGAAGGAACAGCUGAGAGGCUUGCAGGGCUUGUCCUUACUCCUCAGGGGACCAAAGUGGAUGGACAUAAGUUUCAUUUCCUUUGACAUACGCUGAGUACAUUUGAGGCUUGUAAACUCUGGAGGGGAAAAGAAAAAACAAAACAAACCCCUGAAAACAAAGCUAUCAGAACAGAAAAAGAGAAUUAGUGUGGAAAAUUUGGUUUCUUGAGCACCUUCCCUGUCUGAAAUGAAACACAACAUACUGAAAGAGCUCACUCACAUCUGUUUGUCAGGAGUUUCGUGUUCAUUUUGGAGAUUGAAAAAUCUCUAUAGAAUUUCCCCCUCCCUUUUGAACUGUACCAAAAAAAAAUCCUGGAUGUUAGAGUGGUAAAUAUACAUGCUCAUUCUAGAAAACAGAAAGAAAGCAGACAAAUUGCUACCUGCAGUCUUAACACCCAGGAAAGCAGUUUUUGUUUUAAAGCCUUAGAAAUGCGUAAGUCUCAGUUGCUAUGGGAAAGGAAGAGCGGAAGGCUGUGUGGAUAAAGCUGUUGCUAAUCCCUGUUAUCAAGGACUAACUUAAAGCUGUGCCCCCUGGAAUUUGUUUCUGCUUUUUCUGCCCUGUUGUGUGCAUGGAAUUGAGUUGAUUUACACUCCUAGGCGCAGAAGAACAUCCAGUUUUAUGAUCUUUGAAGCCCCGUGGUUUGGGGCCUCCCUGGGCUCCCUCUAGCAUAAUCAUCCUCGGGCAAACACACACGGCCUCUGACUGGAAAGCUCAGGAAUUUUAAUCUUGUGCUGUUUCCCAGGGAGCUGUGAGGACUGGAAACCACUUCUACACAAAACAGUUUUGCUGAAGUGAAGAAAGUUGGCACUUCUUGCUGGCUGCCUCUCCUUCGCUAUUGUUCUAACCUAGUGAAGCUCAUUGGAGGAACUCUUGCCAGGUUUUAAUUGUAAAACAGAUUUUCUCAUGGCUGUGACACCUAGCACCAGGGGCUUGACCCAGGACAGUUUUGGACUGGAUGUUCCGUUUUCAGUGUCCUGUCCACCCUCGCGGGCACAGCACUGUGAAGUUGUACAUCUUUAAAUCCAAGUAGCUAAAGCCUCGCUGA